AUGUGGCGCGACCGCACCAACCUAUAUAUUUCGUACCGACAGUCGUAUGCGCACCACCCUACACAGCGAAACAAGUAUGGCGGAAGCGCUUCUGGUACUGGUGCGUUUUCGGAUGCGUACUCAACCAGCAAUUAUGCCGCUGAGGAUCGGCGCGGCCUGCUCUCGGGCGGCGCAUUCGAUGACGAUGGCGACGCUGUAAUCGAGAUGGAUUUGCUUCCACCUCGAUGGGCAGACGUAUCGGACGAAAUUACCGACCUUCUUUCCGAUAUUGUAACAAAGGGGCAGCGUUUGGAGAAGCUGCAUCAAAAACAUGUGUUGCCUGGAUUCAACGACGAUGAAGCGAAACGAACCGAGGAGGCACAAAUUGAGAAGCUUACCCAAGAGAUUACAAAGGGCUUCCAUGACUGCCACAGAUGUAUUCAGCGUGUGGAGCAGAUGGUCCGCGAAUCGAAGCAAUCUGGGACUAUCAGCCGUGCUGAAGAGACCAUGGCCAAGAAUAUACAGAUCUCUCUAGCUACGAGGGUGCAGGACGCCAGUGCGAACUUCCGCAAGAAACAGAGCGCAUACCUCAAGAAGCUUCGGGGCAUGGCUGGAUUGGGACAACCAACGUCAGACGGUCGAUCAUCCUCACCAGCAAUUGGAUCAUACAGCGACCCUUCGAUGCAGGAAUCUGAUGCCGACAGAUCUUUUUCGCAAUCCACACUUCAAGUCACUCAACAGAGACAACUCACAUCAAACGACGCAGUCAUAGCCCAACGAGAACGCGAGAUCGAGGAUAUAGCUCAGGGAAUCAUUGAACUAUCGGAUCUCUUCCGCGACCUUCAAAACAUGGUCAUUGACCAGGGCACUAUGCUUGACCGUAUCGAUUACAAUGUUGAACGCAUGCAUACAGACGUCAAGGGUGCUGAGGUCGAGCUCAAAGUUGCGUCUGGAUACCAGAAAACGACGACAAAGCGCAAAAUUAUCCUGUUGCUCAUCAUAUUGAUAGCUGGCUUGUUCAUUGUGCUUUUGGUGAAGCCCAAAAAAACCAGUUGA
Messenger RNA from Beauveria bassiana ARSEF 2860, 1035 nucleotides. Its product is annotated as SNARE domain-containing protein. Gene Ontology annotation, biological process: intracellular protein transport; vesicle fusion; vesicle-mediated transport. The transcript is spliced from 3 exons. Gene Ontology annotation, cellular component: endomembrane system; membrane; SNARE complex. Gene Ontology annotation, molecular function: SNARE binding; SNAP receptor activity. The record is from RefSeq and is a predicted model, not a curated record. Lineage: Eukaryota; Fungi; Ascomycota; Sordariomycetes; Hypocreales; Cordycipitaceae. Bases 1 to 1035 code for a protein of 344 amino acids.